AUGACGCCCAGUCCCCCUGAUGAAGCUCUUCACUUCCGCGGAAAGACACUGACUCCGGAAAGCCCGCGCCCGCUGCAUAUCCCGGAGCCAGCAAACAUCCCCGUCCUGGAGAAUCAAAUGGACCCCGUCUUCAACGACACCUCCACCUACGAACGCCCCGACUUUCCCCAACAUCAUGAUGGCAGGCCAGCCCCGAGUGCACAAGAUGGAGUAGGAGGAUCAGGAAGUUUGCAUGGGGCGCAGCCAGAAGCUGCGAUGGAUUUGGCUGUCUCCGCGAACUAUCAUCACUCCACCCCCGGAUCAUCGGGGCCAACAAUGAACGCGAACCCGAAUCUCCCUCACACGGUUCCGAAUGCUCCGGUUGCUCCGAUAGUCCAGAGCUACGCCGGAGAGUUAGAACAUGCCAGCACGGGGAACCUCCAGGACCCCCCGAACCCCCCCGAACCUCCAGAAUCCCCAGAAUCCCCAGAUGCCAAAUCGCCUAGAUGA
Penicillium chermesinum is the source of this 489-nucleotide messenger RNA. RefSeq lists its product as uncharacterized. The coding region runs from base 1 to 489 and encodes 162 amino acids. The record is from RefSeq and is a predicted model, not a curated record. NCBI's taxonomy places the organism in Eukaryota, Fungi, Ascomycota, Eurotiomycetes, Eurotiales, Aspergillaceae. The transcript has a single exon.